Synchiropus splendidus (mandarinfish) is the source of this 1904-nucleotide messenger RNA. RefSeq names its product penta-EF-hand domain containing 1 (gene pef1). The transcript is spliced from 5 exons. Gene Ontology annotation, molecular function: calcium ion binding. Lineage: Eukaryota; Metazoa; Chordata; Actinopteri; Syngnathiformes; Callionymidae. Gene Ontology annotation, biological process: COPII vesicle coat assembly. The record is from RefSeq and is a predicted model, not a curated record. The coding region runs from base 93 to 854 and encodes 253 amino acids.
UUGACGUGCCAAAGGUCCAAUCGCAACGCGGAACAUGUUGCUUCUGUGUCCGCCUUCGUAACGACUCGGUAAAGGAAGUCCGAGUAUCUAACAUGAGUUUCUACCACGGCCAGGGUUAUCCAGUGGGAGGACAUCCACCCCCAGGUUCUCCAUACAUGAGUGGCGGCGCUCCCUACAGGCCUCCUACAGCAGCUCCAUACGGAGGACCAGCAGGUCAUCCAGGGGCCCCCUAUGGUGGUUAUGGAGCGCAGCCACAUGGUGGGCAGUAUCCCGGGGGACACUAUGGGGGCUAUGGAGCACCUUAUGGUCACCACGCACCUGCAGGGAACAUCCCCCCUGGUGUGAACCCCGAGGCGUACCAGUGGUUCCAGACUGUCGACACGGACCGCAGCGGCUUCAUCAACCAGAAGGAGCUCAAACAAGCCCUUGUCAACUCCAACUGGUCCGCUUUCAACGACGAGACAUGUCUCAUGAUGAUCAACAUGUUUGACAAGACCAAGUCGGGUCGCAUAGACAUGUUCGGAUUCUCUGCCCUGUGGGAUUUCAUGCAGAGAUGGAGGGCCAUGUUCCAGCAGUACGACAGAGAUCGGUCAGGAUCCAUCAGCGGCACAGAGCUGCACCAAGCUCUGGGGCAGAUGGGCUACAAUCUCAGCCCGCAGUUCUCCGACGCGUUGGUGCGACGCUAUAGCACAUACGGGGGCCGACCAGGCAUCCAGCUGGACCGCUUCAUCCAGGUGUGCACCCAACUCCAGAGCAUGACCCAGGCCUUCAGAGAGAAGGACACCACCAUGACGGGUCACGUUCGUCUCAACUAUGAAGACUUUCUCAGCAGUGCCAUCUACAGGCUGAUGUGAGGUUUUGUCAGUCCAGAUCCAAAAUCAUCAUUCCAACAGGGGGCCAGAGUUGAUCUGAGGCAAUGUGCCAAAGACAUGAAAAAAGUCUUUUUAAAUCAUGGUGGAAGUGAACAAUCGACAGUGAAAUGCGUGGCCAGUCUCUGUUUAUAGAUAACAUCACCCAUGACAGUUUUGGAGGAACUACACACACCUGUGUUCAGCUGCCUUGUGAGUUCAAUGCACUGUGUGUCUUAUUACAUAUUUCCAAGGUAAGAUAAAAAGAGGGCAGUUCUGAUAAAAAUGAAUAUCAAAUCUAGUAUAUUUUUUAUCUGUAUUUGCAGUAAUCAUAUUCACGGUUGCACUUUAUACUCAAAUCUCAUGUAGGCAUCGUGAUGGGAGAAAGUGGAUAGUUGGCAAUUUGUGUGCGCCAAAUCGGUGUUCAUGCCAUGAUCAAUAAAUAAAUAUUGUCUAUGUUUGUUUUUUUUCUAUCAGUUAUUCACGGAAAUUUCGCAUGCAUGUGCGCUGGGAUCGAGCUAGAGGAAGUUGGAUUGGCAAACUCUGCUGAUAAGGAUGAUCACCAGAGCGAGGGCCUCGGGAGCCUGUGUUGGCAAGCAGCGCUGGUGAUGACAUGUAGUGCCCUAACUGAAAAAUAACAAAUGCAAGAACUUUGUGAACUUCUGUCUGCAGUUCCUGUGUGUGUUGUGUAACCGCAGCGGCUCAGAGGUUGGCUGUUCAGAAUGGCUGUGUUGGCUACAGAUCCCUGCUGUGUUCCAACAUGUGAUCAGCCUUUUUAACAAAUGCACAGGCACAAAUAGAAGUUGAGAAAAGUUUUCCUUUCCUUUUUCAGUUCAUUCAUUCAGUAAAUUAAAAACACAUUCAGGGGCAGCUCGAUGGGGACCAAUGCCUUUGCCAAUGUGAUGGUUUUGUUUCCUUAAUGUUGCAAAAUCUGUCAAAAUUAAAGUAUGUUCAGAGUGAAGUCAGCAAAAAUCUUGUUCAGAUCUAUGCUAAUGUAUUGGUGUGAUUCAAUUUUACCUCAUAUCUAAAGCGCUGACCCUGCACCAACGUUGUAGU